This is a messenger RNA of Nerophis ophidion (straightnose pipefish), 838 nucleotides long. It is a transcript of the gene sapcd1, whose product is annotated as suppressor APC domain containing 1. The coding region runs from base 16 to 771 and encodes 251 amino acids. The record is from RefSeq and is a predicted model, not a curated record. NCBI's taxonomy places the organism in Eukaryota, Metazoa, Chordata, Actinopteri, Syngnathiformes, Syngnathidae. The transcript is spliced from 7 exons.
UCUCCGAGUCCGUGGAUGUUGACGUGUCCAUCACCAUGUCCCUGGGGAACACACGCAAGGAAAGAGAAUGAAUGCAAAAUAACCCACCUUGGGACCAAGAGAAGUUGCGAGUGCCAGCACUUUGAUAAAGAAGAUUCCAGAAUGAGCAGCGCAUGGGACCAAGUUAUACAACCCACAGCCGGCGCCCGAAUUGCAGCUUUUUCCCGCCUCUUUCAAACUUUUGGCGGCCGAGCACUGGGAUGUUUGUUUGUGUCCAUGGCGUGUCCUCCAGCUGCUGCGGCCUCCUCCUGCUCCUACACCGUGGUCAUCAUCCCACUAAAGAGCAGACUCUACGGCCUGGACGCGCUUCGAUUCUACUUGUGGGUCAAGCGUCUAAAGGAUCUAGAAAAGGAGAAAGACGCUCUGUGUAGUGGUCUGGAGAUUCUAGACAAGGCCCGAUGUUGGUACCGACAGCGGCUGGAUGAGAACAGGGCCCGGAAAGAGACUAAAAGUGGGGUCAACUCCUGCCAUGGAGGUGCAGAAAAGGACAGAUCCUUCCUGCUGAGGUCUCGCAUCGAGCGGGUAAAUGCCUCUCUGGGUUCUGUCAUGACUGGGAGCUGUGGUUCCUGCACCGGCAGUCCUUCUUUACUGGCAGCACCAGCAGACAGCGCCCUCAGGUGGCAACACGCCGUACUUACUCAGAAGGUGAGUCUCAAGAAUCAACAGAUCUCCAUGUUGGAAAUGGAAAAAGACGCUCUCCUUGAACAACUUCACGAAGUUCAAGCCCACUAAUUUCCAGGUGCACCCAUCCCGUUUCUUGUAAAUAAGUAUUUAAGUUAAUAAAUGGAAUCAAAUCCUG